Molecule: messenger RNA, 6080 nt
Organism: Phymastichus coffea
Lineage: Eukaryota; Metazoa; Arthropoda; Insecta; Hymenoptera; Eulophidae
Exons: 21
Coding region: 191-5122 (1643 amino acids)
Source: RefSeq, a predicted model, not a curated record
UUGACACUUGCAGAGCGUGGCUCGUGCUCACAGGCGGCGACCUUGCUGUAAGCAGUCAGAGAAGGAAAAAAGCUAUUCAUUCCAGCUGAUUGCACCGAUACGCCAACAGUGCUACUGCGGACAAGAUAAAUUUGUGGCGUGCGUGCGCAAGCGAGCAGACAUUGCGUUUCGUAGCGAUACCCGCGAAGAGAUGAAUACGUAUCUGAAAUGUUUGUUAACUUUUUCGAGCAUGAUUGGGAUUGGCAGUUUGUUGGGAUAUGGAACUGUAGCUUGGAAGAAACCUCAAGCCAAAUCGAUGAGAAAACCGCAUAUUAUACUCAUUGUAGCAGAUGACAUGGGAUGGAACGACGUGAGUUUCCACGGCGCAGAUCAGAUUCCCACCCCGAACAUCGAUGCUCUCGCCUAUAACGGAGUAAUAUUAAACAGGCAUUAUGUUCUGCCAAUUUGCACACCCUCGAGGACGACUUUGAUGACUGGCCGUUAUGCCAUUAGAGACGGGAUGCAAGGUUUUCCAUUACAAGCAGGCGAAAGGCGAAGUAUUCCCCUGAACGUCACUCUAAUGCCGGAGCACAUGCGACAGCUUGGCUACGAAACCCGGCUUGUCGGCAAAUGGCAUCUCGGUUACUACGCCGAAGCCUAUACACCAGCAAGACGAGGCUUCGACUCGUUCUUUGGAUAUUACAAUGGAUACAUCGACUACUUUAAUAAAACUAUUAGUCAAACGUUGGACGACGGAAGUGUGAGAGCCGGCAAGGACCUUCACCGUGACGGGCCAAGUAGUCUGAGCAUAGAACCCAUCGAUUCUCGAUACUUCACCGAUUUAAUUACCGGCGAGGCCGAAAGGAUCAUAAAGAGCAAUGGCAAUGAGAAGCCACUCUUUCUUCAAGUGGCACAUCUGGCGGUUCACGCCAGCGAUUCCCCGCUGGAAACACUCCAAGUUCGCAAUGCGACCGUGGUGAACGAGACCUUCGCCCACAUCAAGGACAGCAAGCGCAGAAAAUACGCCGGGAUGAUGAUGGCAAUGGACGAGUCAGUGGGUAGGAUUACGAAAGCCUUAAGCGAAGCCCGAAUGUUGGACAAUAGUAUUGUCGUCUUUAUGGCUGAUAACGGAGCGCCGACAAUCGACAUGUACGAGAAUGCCGGCUCUAAUUAUCCCCUCCGUGGCAUAAAGGACACGUUAUUCGAAGGGGCGGUUCGCGGCGCAGCCUGCGUUUUCUCACCGCUGAUCAAAGCGCCGUCGAGGCUGUCCGAGCAAUUAUUUCACAUAGCCGACUGGUUGCCAACCCUUUAUUCGGCCGCCGGUGGGCAAGUCGGCGAUCUCGGUGAAAUCGACGGCAUGGAUCAGUGGGAAGCACUGACGCAAGCUUCCUUCGCGCCGGCGCGACACAAUGUACUCGUCAACAUCGACGAGAUGCGCAAUUGGGAAGCUGCUAUCAUUGGCAGGCACAAACUUGUCAAAGGCGCUAUAAAUCUGGGCGAAGGCUACUACGGUGAAACCGGCAGCGAUUCUUCUUAUCCAGCUUACGAUGUAGAAAAUGCAUUGUCGUCAACGACAGGCCAAGUGAUCAGGCGGCUACAAGGCUUUGUCAGUCCUUCGGCCAAGAAAGCGCGAAAAUUACGCCAACUAGCGACUGUACAUUGUGAGCCAGUCAGCAGAUAUGCCAACUGCUCGGGUACCUGCCUUUUCGACAUUGUCAACGACCCCUGCGAGUCUCAAGACUUAUCUGAACGGCGACCGAAGGUGGUAAAAGCUUUGGAAUCGCUCAUCGACAGCUAUCGAAGCGUUUUGAUGCAGCAAAGAAAUUCUACAGGAACGCGUCAUCCAAUAGACGCGUGCUCGUUCCCCAAGUAUUUCAAUGGCACCUGGAUGCCUUGGCUAAAAAGCGAUCUAUCGACCAUAAUACCAAGCAGCACGAUGAACUACAAUCGAUUAGGCUUUCAAAAUGUACGGCGAGCUAGAACAUUUCCAAUGUUCAUAGUACUACUCAUAACUUUCGUGAGCUUUAAUUCUUAUGCGAUAUGGUGUAAGCUUCAAGUUCCGUCUGCACGGAAACCGCAUAUCAUCAUUAUAGUGGCUGACGAUAUGGGCUGGAACGACGUAAGUUUUCACGGCGCCAAUCAAAUUCCUACUCCGAACAUCGACGCUCUCGCCUACAACGGCGUGAUAUUGAAUAGGCACUACGUUUUGCCGACGUGCACGCCAUCAAGGUCCUCUUUGAUGACUGGCCGUUAUGCCAUUAGAGACGGCAUGCAAGGGACGCCACUUAGUCCUGGCCAACCGAAGGGCUUACCGCUCAAUGUCACUUUAAUGCCAGAGUACAUGCGUCAACUCGGCUAUGAGACAAGACUCGUUGGCAAAUGGCACCUCGGCUAUUACACCGAAAGCCAUACACCAGCUCGGCGUGGUUUCGACUCUUUUUACGGCUACUACAACGGACACAUUACCUACUUCAAUAAAACGAUUGCUGUACGCGCCGAGGAUCAUUUGCACGUAGGAUAUGAUUUACAUCGGGACAAUCAUCAACGUCUCUGUGUAGAGUAUGGCAACGAUGAAUACUUUACCGAUCUGAUAACAGAGGAAGCCGUUAAAAUUAUUCAGGUCAAUCGUAACGAAAAGCCGCUAUACCUUGAAAUCGCUCAUCUUGCGACUCACUCGAACGGUAUUAAGGAUAAUCCACUGGAAGUUCGUAAUUCAAAAGAAGUCAACGAGACUUUUGCCUAUAUCAAAGAUAAUGAUCGUCGAACAUAUGCCGGAGUGAUGAAGGCAUUGGACGAGUCCGUGGGUAAAGUUGUCAAAGCUUUGAGUGAAGCUCGCAUGCUCGAAAAUAGUAUCGUCCUCUUCAUGUCGGAUAACGGCGCGCCAACAAAGUAUCUUUAUGAAAAUUUUGGUUCUAAUUAUCCCCUGCGUGGUAUAAAAAAUACGACGUUCGAAGGCGGAGUGCGCGGGGCAGCUUGCAUAUUUUCGCCUCUGAUAAAAAAGUCAUCGAGGCUGUGGGAGGAGUACGUGCACGUGACAGAUUGGUUGCCAACCUUUUAUUCCGCGGCUGAUGGACAAGUCGCCGAUCUCGGAGAAAUCGACGGCUACGAUCAGUGGGAUUCGUUGGUGAACGGGGUGGUUUCACCGCGACACAACGUUCUGAUCAACAUUGACGAAACGCAUAAAGUGGAAGCGGCCAUUGUCGGCAGAUACAAGCUUGUCAAAGGCGCCGACCCCUCCACCGAACGCUAUUACGGCGCUACCGGCAACGAUCCGCUCUAUCCCGAGUACACCGUGGAAGAGGCCUUGACUUCACCGGCAGGUCUGGCCAUCGGUCGAUUAUCCGAAUUCACCAGUGUCACGGCAGAGCAAGCUCGUAAGCUUCGAGACAGUGCCGUGGUGAAUUGUCGACGCGAGGCUGUCCCGAAAACAUGCUCGGAAGCCUGCCUUUUCGACAUUAUCAGUGAUCCUUGCGAGACGCAGGACUUGUCAAGCAAUUAUUCGCUGGUCAACGUCUUCAUGCUGCAGCUUCUACAGAUGCUCAUUGAAAAGUAUCGAGCAGUUUUGGCGCCGCAAGGCGUCGCGCACAUCGAUGACUGUGCGUUUCCCCAGUACUUCAACGGCUCGUGGAUGCCUUGGAGGAAAGAUGACGCCGCUUUGACCAGUGCUUCUCGUUGGAUAACGAGCUUGUCGGUCCAAGGGCUGCAAGGCGUACCAGUGGAUAAUGCACAUCCACGUGGGGUGCCUCUCAAUGUCACACUCAUGCCACAAUAUCUGCGCGAUCUCGGCUACGAGACUCGCCUCCUCGGCAAAUGGGAUCUCGGCUAUUACACUAAAAACCAUACGCCGGUACGCCGAGGUUUCGACUCUUUCGUAGGCUGUUACAACGGACUGAUCAGCUAUUUCACCAACACGACCAGCCAGCAGGUGCAAGACGAGCUGGAGGUGAUAGGUUACAACUUGCAUCGCGACGAUUCCCAUGGCAUGAAGGUAGAGCUGAACAACAGCAAAUACUUCACCGAUCUGAUCACCGACGAGGCCGUGAGGAUUAUCAAGAGCAAUGCAGACAAGAGGCAGCUCUUCCUCGAGAUCGCUCAUUUCGCGCCUCACGCUGCGUUCUCGACCGACGAUCCGCAACAAGUUCGCGACCCGACGGAAAACGACCGAGCGUUCGCUUACAUCGAGGACAAGAAGUGCAGAAGGCACGCGGGUACGGUACACGCUAACCAAACGUUCCGACAGUUCACCCGGCAAUUCGCUAUCGAUCGAUCGACAAUCGCAGGAGUGAUGCGAGCACUGGACGAAUCCGUGGGCAGAGUCGUGGAAGCCCUGUGCGACGCUGGCAUGCUGGACAACUCCAUCGUCGUGUUCAUGUCCGACAACGGAGCGGCGACGGUCGGCCCCUCGAAUAACGCAGGCUCGAAUUAUCCUUUGCGCGGCAUCAAAGACACGCUGUUCGAGGGCGCCGUUCGCAGCGCGACCUUCGUGUUUUCGCCGUUGAUCAAGCGAUCGCGGAAGUUAUCCGAGGAGUACGUGCACGUGACGGACUGGCUGCCGACGCUGUACUCGGCCGCGGGUGGCAACGUCUCCGACCUCGGCUCCGACAUCGACGGCUUCGAUCAGUGGCGAUCGCUCACCGAAGAUCUCGCCUCGCCGCGGCGAAACCUGCUGCUGAACAUCGACGAGCUGCGCGCCGAGGAAGCGGCGAUCGUCGGCCGACUCAAGAUCAUCAAGCCUGUCGACAAGUCCAUCGACGGUUAUUUCGGGCACAGCUGCAACAGUCCUUCGUACCCGUCGUACAACUUGACGGAGGCGUUCAACUCGGCAGCUGGUCUGGCUAUCGCUCGGUUGCCCGGCUUCGUUAACUCGACCGAGGACGAAGCUCGAGCGUUGCGAGCCAGUGCUGUUGUAACCUGUCGACAUUCGGCCAACUAUUCCAAGUGUAGCGACACGUGUCUGUUUGACAUCGUUAGCGAUCCUUGCGAGACGCGCGACUUGUCAAAGCAGAGACCUAACGACGUCGUUGCUCUAAAGAUGUUCAUCGACAGCUACCGCAAGGUUUUGGUACCGCAAACUCUCCCGACAGCAGAGCCCUGCUCGUAUUCUGGGCCGAAACAAUACGGACAACAAGAACGCUUCCGAUGACGAACGAUAACGAACUGAUAAGCAAAAUUUCGAGUCGACAAUGCGCGUCGACUCGUUCGCAUCAAUAUACGUAUAAUGUUGAUCCUGUUAUUGAUUCACUUGUUCGUCUUCGUCUUCGAGCGCGUUACCAUUUCUUUCAUAGCGAGCGCCCAAGUAAUUCCUCAGUGCCAUGGCCACCGACGGAGAAAGAGCCCGCGCUAAUGGAUAGAUAAUAACGUUGCCGUUGCGCAAAAGAAAGCACGCGCGUAGUAUCUGUAUUACGCAACUCCGCAAUUGAUUGCGUCCUCGUCGUGCGUUUCAUCCGCCAGCGAGAGGAGGAAAAGAAAAAUGAAAAAUAGUUAAUCGCGAGCCGGCUCCGGCUCCCUCUCCUCCCCUCUCUGUCGGAUAAUUAGUUAGCCGAGCGCGUAUUUAUAAUAAGCCGGCUUGCGUCGUUAAUUAGACUGCUGGCGACUUAGAGGAUGAAAAAAGAGCGAGUCGACGGGCGAGCGAAGAGGAGGAGGAGGAGGAGGAGGAGGCGAAGGAGCGCGUAAGAAACUCGCUUUGUUCGUCAUUGUAUAGGGAUUAUGCAGAUGAAGCGCGGGCCGCGCGGAGGCGAAAUCUCGGGAGCGCGCGCCGUUUCAUUUUGGCCCUGAUGCGUCUUCCCUCUUCUCGCCCGCCGAGUUUCAGCGCUGAUGUCGUUUUAAUGCCAGGAGCGCGCACGCGUACCCCCGGCUCGCUGCAUCGCCUCGCUCCGCAGCCUCGCCAUAUUAAAGCUUCGCGCAAUUCGAUGGAAAUGAGAAGUCGCGCGCGCGCUUCAUCUCAUCGGAUCAUUGCUGCUCGUCCGUCGUCGUGGCCUUCGAUCGAUUUCACAGCCGAGAGUACGCCUGACGCGCUCGCGGCCUCGUUAUUUAUGCACUUUCCUCUGCGAUUCAUGGAAGUCGAUUUUUCAACGUACAACUAGAUCAACAGGGCGCGCAAA